GGUUAGGACACAUCUACAUUCUGCAUAUAAACAACUGGGCAGGCUAAAAGUGAAACUAUUGCUAUAUAAUUGUAACUCCAAAGCAUCCUAGCAUAUUACCAGUUCAUGAACACUGAAUAUACUUGAUUCAAAAUAGAGAACAUCAUAACCAUGAAGACACUGAACGAAAUUGAUCACCUCCAAUCGUCUGGCUUUGGUAGACCCCUACCCAGACACGGCCUUCAACUCCUUCACUGGUUCUCCAACGACUAUGUCACAUUCAACAACGACAGUGAGAUGGUGACAGUGCGCAACCCUAAGGAGGAGGAGUUUGGCUUCCACCGCUUCUUCGACAAGAAAGAGGAGCAUCAUGGCCAGCUUAACCAACUGCUACCAGACCAGGGCUUACCGUACUACGAAGUGGGCAAUCUGAAAGCUGCAGGGUCUGAGAACCUACCACGUUAUGUCCGCAGAAACUACAAACGACACAAUGACGACAGCAACAUAGACAGGAUCAUCAUCAGCAUGCAGUCAGACCGUGUAUUGGACAGAAUCUACGUGACCCAACAUGAUCAUCACAGACGUGCUUUUGACCCCCAGCACACCUAUCGCAUCAGUAAGGGGUUGAUCAGUAUCAUCCGUAAUCUGGAGCUGGAUGAGCUCCUGGAGCAGACUGGAUACUCACUUCCUUGUCCUUCCUCCAUGGCCACACUUAAUGAAAUGAGACACCUCCAGUCAUCUGGCUUUGGUACACCCCGACCUAGACACGGUCUUCAUCUCCUUUACUGGUUCGCCCACAACUACGUCAAAUUCAACAAAAUGGGUGAAAUGUUGACAGUGUGCAACCCUGAGAAGAAGGUGUUUGGCUUCCACCAAUUCUUUGACAAGAUAGAGGAGCAUGAUGGCCAGUGUAACCAACUGCUACCAGACCAUGGUUUACCAUACUACGAAGUGGGCAAUCUGAAUGCCCCUGGGUCUAGGAACCUACCACGUUAUGUCCGCAAAAACCACACAGGACACGAUGACGACAGCAACAUAGACCGGAUCAUCAUCAGCAUGCAGUCAGACCGUGUAUUGGACAGAAUCUACGUGACCCAACAUGAUCAUCACAGAGGUGCUUUUGACCCCCAGCACACCUAUCGCAUCAGUAAGGGGUUGAUCAGUAUCAUCCGUAAUCUGGAGCUGGAUGAACUCCUGGAGCAGACUGGAUACUCUUAAGACUUUCCCCCCUGGCCAAGGGCAUAUAGACAGAGGCAUCGUACACAUAAUUAUUUUUUUAACCUAAUUUCUUAUGGUCAAAGUGAAAUAUUUAUUUUCUUACAAAUGUAUACUAGGCAUGGGUAUGAUAUCAUGUCUUCGAUAUUCCCCAUCCAUUAUGUGUUGUAGGAAAUUGUGAAUGUUUUUAUUUAGAUAAAGGGCCUUGUUUUCAGAUGUUUCACAUCCUGCCACGUGUUUUGCUAUUUUUCACCAACAAUUUCACCUGCAAUAUGUAUUGCCACAGUAGUCGGAACUAGGAAACUUUUAUUAUACAUGUGCCGCGUUCAACCAAUUAGCAAGUCAGAAAUGUCAGAGUUUCCUAGGUCCGACUAGCACAUGAACACGGCAUGCGUGUGAAAGUGUGUGUGUGUUUGUUUCUAAUAAAGGACAUGAUUAGUUAA
This is a messenger RNA of Salmo salar (Atlantic salmon), 1637 nucleotides long. The record is from RefSeq and is a predicted model, not a curated record. Lineage: Eukaryota; Metazoa; Chordata; Actinopteri; Salmoniformes; Salmonidae.